Messenger RNA from Paramecium tetraurelia, 3537 nucleotides. RefSeq lists its product as uncharacterized. Lineage: Eukaryota; Ciliophora; Oligohymenophorea; Peniculida; Parameciidae. The record is from RefSeq and is a predicted model, not a curated record. Gene Ontology annotation, cellular component: cytoplasm. Gene Ontology annotation, molecular function: guanyl-nucleotide exchange factor activity. The transcript has 5 exons.
AUGACUCAUGUGCUUUACUUUGGAGUAGGUGAUUUUGCCUUAUAGAUGUAGACCAUUAUGAAUGACAAUUAGAAAUUGCAAAGGAUUGUGUUCCCACAGAACAAAUAUUCUCGAGAUCCUGCUAAAACAUCCAAAAAGGGAGAGCAGGAGUUGUGUUUUAUCAGUGCCAUAUGUUGUGAAUAAAAUACAUUCCUGAUAGAUACUUAAUACGAUCUCUGGGGGUUCGGAAAUUCUCAAUUCGCUUAAUUAGGUUUAUAACAGCCCUCUGUUAGCAUGCCUGUCAACAUAUCACAAAUAACCCAAAAUUCUUAUAAAUUAGUAAAUGCUGGAACUGGCUUUGUGGUUGCCUACUCGACAAACAAAAAGAUCUACGUCUGGGGCAAUUGGCAUCAAUUGAAUUACGGAGAAGUCUUGAAACUUUCAGAGAAACAAGGCUUCACCGAAUAAAUUGACACCUUUUAUUAGAUAAGCAGUCUUGAUAUUACUUAUAAUUUUUCGAUCAAUAGAUACAAUGAAUUGGAGAGAAGAUCCAGUCAUUUGCCAGUUCACCAAGCUGAGGUUGUAGCACUGAAAUGUGUAGGCACAACCACAUAUCUUUUGACUCCAAAUAAAUUGUUUUGUUUGGGCUUGCAAUAGCAAUUUGCAGUAUAAUUUAUAGGAAUUGCUUGUGGUUAGAAGCAUGUACUGGCUUGGGAUGAUUAAGGUAAGGUGUGGAGUUGGGGAGAGUUUGCAGAUGGGAAGUUAGGUUAUAUGGAUUUUAUCUAGAAGGAACAAUUGGUUCCAAAAUUAAUCGAGGAUUUCUCAACCAAAAUAGUAUCUUGUGUAUGUGGUACCAAUUAUAGCAUUGCACUUGAUGUGAAGGGAGAUAUCUAUGGGUGGGGCAAAGGUCCUUUUUAGAUGGAUUUAUCCAAAGCUGUUAUACCGGCCAAACUAUGCUAAAAACAGAAACCGUUCAUCAAGAUAAUGGCUGGGGAUUCUCAUUUUGGAGCAUUGGAUUUAUCAGGUUAAUUGUUUGGUUGGGGAAUAAAUAUUAAAAACUGUUUAGGGGAUUUGGAUGAUAAAGUCAGGUAUCCUUAAUUGAUAGAAUUGAAGAAUGUAAAAGUAAUUGACGCUGCUAUGGGUAGCACUUUUACUGUUCUUAUUGUUCCGGCUAAUUCGAAGUACAAAUUGCCAAGUUUGAAUGUUGAUUAGUACACCUCGCAUUAAUAGAGGAGAGUCAAAGAGGAGGCUGCCUUUAUGAAGGAUUUUGCUGAUAAAAAAAAUAAGAUUGAUCAAAUUUAAGUGCAAACUUCGAUUCAAUAAUUUUGUGAUACCGUAGAAUCCCCCUUGAAAAACACGUAAUAUGAGUAAACUGCUGGGUUAUUAAGGAAGAUGAAGAGCCAAGUUGAUUCUCUCAAGGGUGCAUCGAAGAAUAAAUGGAAUACGAAAUCUUUACGAUUGGACACUGAUAUCAUUAAUUAUCAUACUCAAGUAAAUUAGGACUAUGAUGAUGUGUAAUCCAAAUUAAAAUAAUUAGAAUAUCAAAAUUACCUAUACAUACCUGUGUGCAAUACUUCAACUCCAACAUCACAAACUUGGGAAUAGCACAAAGACAUAGAUUAACUGUUAAGUCAUGAAAAUGAUGUUUUGAAGUAUUAAUACAUCCUAAUGGUUAAGUCUUAGGAUGAAUCUAAAUUUAUGAAGACUCUGUUAAACGAUAACAAUAAGCAAUCAUUUGAAAACCAGAAUAAUUUAUAAACUCAUUCGAAGUCUUCCAAAAAUAAAAGCGAUGAUCUCAAUCAAAGUGAUAAGAAGAAGUAUCACGAUAAAUUUGAUCAGUUUGAUCCCUAUUUCCUUCAUAAUGUCAAAAGAGAUCUCAAACAAUUAUCAUAAAAGAGAAAAGAAAUCUUUUUGAAGAAAUAAAAAUUAAGAGAAGAACUCAAUAAGGAAAUUACUGAUAAAAUGCAGUUAAAAAAGGUUCCCAUUCAAAACAAAGAAGACAUCAUUAAAGCCAUUUAAACUUAAGCCUAUGAAAGAGAGAUGAAAUUAAGAAUUGUUCAAUAAAAAAAGUAAGAUAACUUUGUAGAGAAGAUCCAUCACAUCCAACAAUAAAUCCAAGAGAAAUCCCCAGAAUUUAGAUACAAAAAGAGACUAGAAAUUAUUAGAUAACAACAAAACAUGUAAUUUUUUAGGAUGAUUUUGACUUAUUUUAAUAUGGAAAAUAUCUUUCAAAUGAUGUAGGAUACUUCUCAAAGAGGUUUAGAAUUGAAACGAUUAAUGUUUAAAGAACAUAUGAAAGCUAGAAUCAUUCAAAAUACAAUCAGAAAAAGGAAUAUCAUCAAAAAAAUUAAAUCGAAACUAGGGUUAAGAUAAAAGAAAAUUUUAUUAUCAUUUAUAUUUAGAUUCAAAAUUCAUUUUAGAAUUAAAUCUAAAUAUACUUAUAUCAGAAAAAUCAACUUAUAUCAUUUGAGAAGCUCCUUAUUUGUUAAAUUUAGAGUCAAUUUAAAGACUAUCACAGCCAAAACAUUAACAAUUUAACGAUUUUGGAAAUGGUACAAUCAUAACUUCCAAGUGCAAUUAAGUUAUCUUAAUUAUAAAUGGGAUGAGUAUUUAAAACAAAGUUUUAAAGGUCAAAUGACCGAAAAAGAUAGAGAAGAAUUAAAAUUGCAUGAAUUACCACAUCUCCUGGAAAAGUAGCAUCAUAUUUUAUAAAGACUGAUUGCACCUUAAAAAUCAUAAAAUUGGAAUGAUCUAAAGUUUAAACUCAAUCCAGUAUUUAAAGCAACUGAAUUGAGGACAAAUUUAUUAAAAAAAGUCAAGACCUUUGUAUAAAUAGAUGAAGACAUUAAAGAUAUAGAUCCUAAAAUUUUAGGAAGAGUCCUACUACCAUAUACUAAAUACAUCGAUAACAUUGCACUUAGUGUAGCAGCUAAGAUAAGAUUUGAUUAUCAAAUGAUGAUAUAAUUGUAAGUUCAUGAAAAAGUAUUCAUGGAAGAAUUAGUGGUCAAAUAUGAAAUUCUAAAAGAACAUCUCCAAAAAAUUAGAAGAGAAUAUACCCUAUAAAUGAGAGAAUUUUAUACAAAAAUAAAUGAUUAUAAAGAAACUCAUAAGCAAUAGAUAAAUACAGAUAGAGGGAAAUUAAUGAUUAGAUUUAAAGCUGAUGGACCUGAAAUUAAAUAAUUGAAGGCUAAGGAUGAUUAAGAAAUCAAAUACAUUUUACAAAAAAGGGAAUUUUCAAGAAGAAGAAAUGGAUAAAACUCAGUAGUCUUUAAAGAAAUAAUUUUUAAUAAAAUUCGUUAAUUACCAUAAGAUUAGUAACCAUUUCCAAAUUUGAUACUAAAAUUAGCGGAAAAUAUGUGUUCUGACAUAAAACCAAAAUUAAAAUUGAGAUUAACUUAGAGUGAAUGGUCAAGGCUUUUUAAUCAAUAUUAAUCAGAACUUAAACAAAGAUAUCUUGCCAUUAUGAACGAAGCAAGAAAGGCAGCAGCUCUCAGAACUAAACAUUUAAAGUAAAACAAACUGAUAAAAAAGAAAAGAACUUAAAAGACAGAAUAAUGA